This is a messenger RNA of Salvia hispanica, 757 nucleotides long. The record is from RefSeq and is a predicted model, not a curated record. Lineage: Eukaryota; Viridiplantae; Streptophyta; Magnoliopsida; Lamiales; Lamiaceae.
UCCAGAUUUUGUUUCCAUAAUUGUGAUCGGGAAGAUGUUUUCAAUUUUGCGUUCUUAUUUUCAUUGAUUACCUCUUCAAUUGCUGUGAAAAUUUGCUUCGAUGGAAUCUGUAGCAAAUAACGAAGGUAUGUACAUUCCUGUUUGUGAUGAUGCUUUGAAGCCAAUGAUUGAUGGCAAGAGCAGAGGAUAUGAGGUUUAUCAGUUUGUUGAGUAUCAUAAUCACUUAAUGGUUGCGGAUGAGCAUAGGCAUUUUAUGAUGGCCAAUCGCAAUCUGGAUCCUAUCCAUCGGAGGUUUAUGGAGGAUUGUGGCAGGUGUAAUAUUGGUCCCACUCUCACAUUCAAACUUUUGAAGGAGAUAAUGGGUGGACCUGAAAAUGUUGGAUGUGAUAUUAUUGAUAUUAGAAAUGGUUAUCGUGAUAUUAUGUCCAAUAUUGAUGGUUCAGAUGCUCAAAUGAUUUUUGAUUAUAUGCGUUCUCAAAAGAAAUCAUCUGAUGCCUUCUAUUAUGAAAUUGAGAUAGGAUCUCAUGGAAAGUUAACUAGACUCUUCUGGGCUGAUGCUAUUUCAAGACGAAAUUAUCAUAUGUUUGGAGAUGUAAUUUCAUUUGACUCAACAUACAACACUAACAGGUAUUGCAUGAUUUUUGCUCCAUUCACUGGAAAAGAUAACCAUUCUAGACCAGUUACAUUUGGAGCUGGCUUGUUAUCAAGUGAAGGUAGAGAAUCCUAUUUGGUAAUGAAGAUUUCAAAAAAGAGUUGA